AAUUCCCACCAUGUCCACCUACAAGACUUUGUUUAGGCAGCUCCACAACGAGUUGUCUAUUAUUUGCGCCAAGUCCGGUAAGCACCAGGCCGAACAGACCUUGAAGAAGCAGACCGCGCUUUGGCAAUACAAGAAGCUUAACCUCAUCAAGCUCGGGAUGUCCAUCAAGGAGGUUGAAGAAAAGUUGUUGCAAUCCAAGAUGGACUCCAAGAUCAUUGUGCCUGCGCACCCGGAGGCCGAUACCCACGCUUUGCUCGGAAGAACCCCGGAACAGGAGGCUACCGAGUACAGAGACUUGCAGCAUAUCGCCAACAUUACCACCUUUUUGCAAUCGCAGAGAGUCUACCAAGAGUUGUUAGAGAGAUACAAUCCUGGUAUGAACAUGGAACAGUCUGACAAAGUGCGUAAGACCGCCCACAGAGUUGGUUUGGAGCUUCCAGAAUUGAAAUAAACAACCCCCUUGCGUUAUCGAUAACUGGAGAAGCAUCAUUGGGUGCUGUUUUGUUGAAUUACUGGUUUGAUUAAUAUUUUCAAGAGAUCCGGAAUCCCCAUAGGUUCUCGGUUUUUAUAUGUGACUAGCGAUGAACUACCGGUAAUGAUAGGUGAUGUGUGGUUGCUUCAGCCUAGGUUUGUUGAUUUAACUGAUUUGUAUAUAUUUUGAACAUAGCCUUGUAACGAGAAUACUGAUUAGUAUAACUUGGGAA
This is a messenger RNA of Babjeviella inositovora NRRL Y-12698, 704 nucleotides long. RefSeq lists its product as uncharacterized. Gene Ontology annotation, cellular component: mitochondrial matrix. The record is from RefSeq and is a predicted model, not a curated record. The transcript has a single exon. The coding region runs from base 11 to 451 and encodes 146 amino acids. Gene Ontology annotation, biological process: mitochondrial proton-transporting ATP synthase complex assembly. Lineage: Eukaryota; Fungi; Ascomycota; Pichiomycetes; Serinales.